AUGGCUACCACCACGCAGCCACAAAAUAUACUGAUGGAUGAAUCUUUGAAUCUUCCGAUUACUAGCAGUAACGGCGAUAACUACGGAAACAUAAAUGCGAAUAUAAGAACUUCUACGGGCAUGGGCAUGCACAUGCGCCCUGCAAGAUUGAAUUCUCUCGAGUUUUUGCACAUGCCCAGAAGACUGUCUAACGUCAAGCUGCACAGACUACCUCAGGACGAGUUGCAAAGAAAUACAAACCUGAAUAAGAGUAUGUAUUUCAACGGGAAGCAGGUUCAUGCUCAUCAUCCGUUCAUAAACCGUAGCAUGGACCCCAGUGCUCAUCAUCAAAACGUAGAUAGAGAGGAAGAAGACGAGAUUUCCCCCCUGUCGCAUGAUAAUUUCCAGUACGAGUCUGAAGAGAACGCUAAUCCUUCACCCCCCGUCUAUAAGAAGUCCGGUGAACUGGUGAAGAGUUCACUAAAAAGAAGGUCCAAGUCUCUACCCAUCACGCCCAAAUCUAUAUUCAAUAAAGCCGGCACUAGGGGCAAGCAUGUCAAUCUGGACCAUGUGGAUACAAGGCUGCUGCAAAGGAGUAAAAGUGUUCACUUCGAUCGUGUUUUACCAAUAAAGCUUUUCAACGAAAACGAAAAACCCAUAGAUGUUAGCAAACAGAUGAUACAACAAGAUGUCUUGAAUUUCCAGCACAAGCCUUUGACAAGAUUUGGAGGUCCUAUUGGCAGCACUAACAGUGUUCCUAUAGAAGAUUUGUUGUCUGAAGACAACCGAAAUGAAUAUGAAGACACAUGGCUGCGGAAUCCCAAGGGUGCAUUCUAUUUUGGUACGAAUGCUAAUAAUCACAAGAGUAAAAAGAAGAAGUUUAAAUUAACCGACGAUGACGCUGAUGUCGACAGUGAUAAUGAAGGUGAUGAAACUAUAAACCGUUUAGUAAGGAAACAGGACAAAGAUGAAGCCUAUCUCACAUACGGGCUAAAAAAUCUGCUAAUAAACGAGGAUAGCGAAUGUUCAGGAUCAAGGAAAAACUCCACCAAACCAGAGGCAAACUUAUUUUAUGGGAACUCUAAAAGGGCUGUUGGUCUUUAUAAUAAGAACUUCCCAAUCUUAAGCGAUAAAAACCGAAAGAGUCUGAAAUUGAACAUCUUUUUAAAUUUGUCUCGUGGCAGGCCCGUUUUUCUGCAAGAGAUAGCCCUGUUAACAGGUUUUCACAACAUGACCAUAAUUGGGAAGGUCUUUGUGAAAAACAUAUACUUUGAUAAAAAGAUUAUCAUAAAAUACACAUGGGAUGCCUGGAAAACAUUCCAUGAAUCAGAAUGCGUUUAUUUUUCUAAUGCUAAUAACAUCUUACCGGGAAGCGAUAUGGAUAUUUUCAAAUUUUCCAUCGAUGAUAUACACAAUCCAAAUGACAAAGAUAGCAAUAUAUCACAAUUGCAGUUUUGUAUUCAAUAUCAGACUUGGAGCGUUGAUCGUUCCAGGAAGGAAUAUUGGGACAAUAACAAUUCGCUAAACUACGAGGUUGACGUGGUGACUCAUGAAACGAGGCUCGGGCCUACGACAGAUGCUAAUGAUAACUACGAAAUGAAGCAUAGUCUUUUCAGAAAUCCAUUUCAUUGA
Messenger RNA from Saccharomyces kudriavzevii IFO 1802, 1611 nucleotides. RefSeq names its product putative protein phosphatase regulator PIG2 (gene PIG2). Lineage: Eukaryota; Fungi; Ascomycota; Saccharomycetes; Saccharomycetales; Saccharomycetaceae. Gene Ontology annotation, biological process: regulation of glycogen biosynthetic process. Gene Ontology annotation, molecular function: protein phosphatase 1 binding; glycogen binding. Gene Ontology annotation, cellular component: protein phosphatase type 1 complex. The transcript has a single exon. Bases 1 to 1611 code for a protein of 536 amino acids. The record is from RefSeq and is a predicted model, not a curated record.